UAACCCUAAUUUCAAACCCCCUUCCCUCCCCUAUAUAUUAAAGUCAGUGUACCUUCUCCGACUCGCGCCAAACCCAACAUCACAAAACAACCAUUACCAGUGACUGUUUGUAAAAAUGUACGUCGUAAAGAGGGACGGACGCCAAGAAGCGGUGCACUUCGACAAAAUAACCGCUCGCCUCAAGAAACUCAGUUAUGGCUUGAGCACCGUUCACUGCGAUGCCGUUCUCGUUGCUCAGAAAGUCUGCGCCGGCGUCUAUAAAGGCGUCACCACCAGUCAACUCGACGAGUUGGCAGCCGAAACAGCCGCCGCCAUGACUGCAAACCAUCCCGAUUACGCUUGUUUGGCUGCUAGGAUUGCCGUUUCGAAUCUCCACAAGAACACCAAGAAGUCGUUCUCGGAUACGAUCAAGAUCAUGUACUAUCAUAUUAACAAGAAAUCGGGGUUGAAGGCUCCUCUGGUCGCUGAUGAUGUUUAUGAGAUAAUUAUGAAGAAUGCUUCUCGUUUGGACAGCGAGAUAAUCUAUGACAGGGACUUCGACUAUGAUUAUUUUGGGUUCAAAACCCUUGAGAGGUCUUACCUCUUAAAGGUUCAAGGGAAGGUUGUGGAAAGGCCGCAACACAUGUUGAUGAGAGUCGCGGUUGGGAUUCACAAGGAUGACAUAGAAUCUGCUGUCAGAACUUACCACAUGAUGUCUCAACGAUGGUUCACCCACGCAUCUCCUACUCUUUUCAAUGCUGGAACUCCUAGGCCUCAACUGAGUAGUUGCUUCCUUGUGUGCAUGAAUGAUGAUAGCAUAGAGGGGAUAUAUGAAACUUUGAAGGAGUGUGCUAUUAUUAGCAAAUCAGCUGGAGGAAUUGGUGUCUCUGUCCACAACAUUCGUGCUACCGGCAGUUAUAUUCGUGGGACAAAUGGGACGUCCAACGGCAUUGUUCCAAUGUUACGUGUGUUCAAUGAUACUGCCCGCUAUGUUGAUCAGGGGGGAGGCAAGAGGAAAGGAGCAUUUGCUGUGUACUUGGAGCCAUGGCACGCUGAUAUGUUCGAGUUCUUAGAUUUAAGAAAAAAUCAUGGAAAGGAGGAACAUCGUGCACGAGAUCUGUUUUAUGCUCUUUGGGUGCCAGAUCUCUUUAUGGAAAGAGUUCAGAGUAAUGGACAUUGGUCUUUGUUUUGUCCCAAUGAAGCACCACGUUUGGCAGAUUGUUGGGGUCAGGAAUUUGAGGAGCUUUAUCAUCGAUAUGAAAGAGAAGGGAAAGCAAAGAAGGUUGUCCAGGCACAGAACCUGUGGUUUGAAAUUCUGAAAUCACAGAUAGAAACCGGAACCCCUUACAUGCUUUUUAAGGAUACUUGCAAUAGGAAAAGCAACCAACAGAAUUUGGGCACAAUUAAAUCGUCAAACUUGUGUACUGAGGUAAUUGAGUAUUCAAGUCCAACUGAAACUGCUGUGUGCAAUCUUGCAUCCAUUGCACUACCACGAUUUGUAAGAGAGAAGGAUGUUCCGAUGGAAUCUCAUCCAUCUAAGCUAGUUGGAAGCACUGGCUCUCGGAAUCGGUAUUUUGACUUUGAUAAACUAGCAGAGAUUACUGCGCUGGUCACAACUAACCUGAACAAAGUGAUUGAUGUUAAUUACUACCCGAUUGAAAAUGCAAAGCGGUCAAACUUACGGCACAGACCCAUUGGUAUUGGAGUACAGGGUCUUGCUGAUGCUUUCAUACUGCUUGGUAUGCCGUUUGAUUCACCAGAGGCUCAGCACUUAAACAAGGAAAUAUUUGAGACUAUUUACUAUCAUGCACUGAAAACUUCAUCUGAUUUGGCUGCAAAAGAAGGUUCCUAUGAGACAUACAGUGGUAGUCCUGUAAGCAAGGGAAUUCUCCAGCCAGACAUGUGGGGUGUGACGCCCUCAAGACGUUGGGAUUGGGGUGCACUAAGGGAGUUGAUAUCAGAGAAUGGUGUGAGAAAUUCACUUCUCGUGGCUCCUAUGCCUACUGCAUCCACUAGUCAGAUUCUUGGAAAUAAUGAGUGCUUUGAACCAUAUACUUCAAAUAUCUAUAGUCGUAGAGUUUUAAGUGGUGAGUUUGUUGUUGUCAACAAGCAUCUUCUUCAUGACUUGACGGAAAUGGGACUGUGGUCUCCUACACUGAAGAAUAAUAUUAUCUAUGAAGAUGGCUCUGUACAGAAAAUUCCAGAAAUACCUUAUGAACUGAAGACCAUAUACAAAACUGUUUGGGAGAUUAAACAAAGGACAUUGGUAGAUAUGGCUGCUGAUCGAGGAUGCUACAUAGAUCAGAGCCAAAGCUUAAAUAUUCACAUUGAUCAACCCAACUUCGGAAAGCUGACUUCUUUGCAUUUCCAUGCAUGGUCCAAGGGUCUGAAGACUGGAAUGUACUAUCUUCGAUCACGAGCUGCAGCUGAUGCUAUCAAGUUCACCGUCGACACCACUGUUCUCAAAGAAAAGUCUAAUGAAAUGCAAGAAAACUGCGAUGUGGAGUGUGAUGAUAAUACAAAAAUGGCACAAAUGUUGUGCUCUUUAACCAACCGUGAAGAAUGCCUAGCUUGUGGGAGUUGAACUUUUUCAGAGGUUAACCCAUCUUUUUCCAUAUUCCUUUUGGGCCUAUAGGCGAUAAAGAUAAAUGUUACAACAUAAAUCACGUGUUAAUCUAUUGCUUUAUGAAUGACAAAAGCUUUGUAUAUAUUUUGGCAUCAAUGUCAUCUGUAUUUUUGCUUA
This is a messenger RNA of Vigna angularis (adzuki bean), 2722 nucleotides long. RefSeq names its product ribonucleoside-diphosphate reductase large subunit. Gene Ontology annotation, molecular function: ATP binding; ribonucleoside-diphosphate reductase activity, thioredoxin disulfide as acceptor. The transcript has 17 exons. The coding region runs from base 116 to 2563 and encodes 815 amino acids. Lineage: Eukaryota; Viridiplantae; Streptophyta; Magnoliopsida; Fabales; Fabaceae. The record is from RefSeq and is a predicted model, not a curated record. Gene Ontology annotation, cellular component: ribonucleoside-diphosphate reductase complex. Gene Ontology annotation, biological process: DNA replication; deoxyribonucleotide biosynthetic process.